Molecule: messenger RNA, 561 nt
Organism: Parnassius apollo (apollo)
Lineage: Eukaryota; Metazoa; Arthropoda; Insecta; Lepidoptera; Papilionidae
Source: the annotation of a GenBank genome assembly
AUGGGCAAAUGGUGUCCAUCGCGGCGCGAGUGGUCGUCACCGCCGGACGUAGCGCGGCGGGUUUACUCCUCAGUGUUCUUGGGUAGUCCGGGUGAGUACCCAGGCGACGCGAGUAACGCGAGCAUCGGGUCUGGUGAAGGCACGGGCGAGGAGGACGACGACACCAAUGGCAAGAAAAACCAGAAGAAACGUGGCAUCUUCCCCAAGGUCGCCACCAACAUCCUCCGCGCGUGGCUGUUCCAGCACUUAACGCACCCCUAUCCAUCGGAGGACCAGAAAAAACAAUUAGCACAGGACACAGGGUUAACGAUACUACAAGUAAAUAAUUGGUUCAUCAACGCGAGACGUAGGAUAGUACAACCAAUGAUAGACCAGUCAAAUAGAGCAGUGUUCUACCCGGCAGUGUUCCCGCACGCGGGCCCCAGUGGUGCGUACAGUCCCGAGGCAACCAUGGGCUACAUGAUGGACGGCCAGCAGAUGAUGCACAGGCCGCCGACGGACCCCGCCUUCCAUCAGGGCUACGCGCAUUAUCCCGCCGAGUAUUACGGUCAUCAUCUCUAA